Molecule: messenger RNA, 2368 nt
Organism: Echinops telfairi (small Madagascar hedgehog)
Lineage: Eukaryota; Metazoa; Chordata; Mammalia; Afrosoricida; Tenrecidae
Gene: PROCR
Product: protein C receptor
Exons: 4
Coding region: 183-905 (240 amino acids)
Biological process (GO): negative regulation of coagulation
Molecular function (GO): signaling receptor activity
Source: RefSeq, a predicted model, not a curated record
GCCUGACGCCCUCUUCUUCCUCCACUGCCUUGGCCUCCUUCCAGCACCCUGCAAUCUGCCUCCGCCCCUUCCACACAGCCUUCACUCCUCUAUCCCCUGGGCUGCAGCUAGCAGAAGCCCCCAGUCUGCAGAGCCGAGCCGGAGCCGGGAAUCCAAGUUGGGUCAGGAACUUCAGCUCCAGGAUGUUGACAACAUUGCUGCCACUGCUGUCUCUGUUGCUCCUGCCCCGCUGGUCCCUUUGUAGCCUGGAAGCCUCAGAUGGCUCACGAAGUCUCCACAUGCUCCAGUUUGCCUACUUCCGUGACCCCUUUCAAGUGUGGCACCGGGGCAAUGCGUCCCUGGGCGGGCAGCUGACGCACACGUUGGAAGGCCCACAAUCCAACAUCACGAUCCUCCAGCUGCAGCCCUUGGAGGAGCCAGAGAGCUGGGCACGCACCGAGAAGAACCUGCGCACUUACCUGAGCGAAUUCACCGGCCUCGUGCAGCUGGUGAACUUGGAGAGGGGCGUGACCUUUCCUCUGAUUAUCCGCUGCUUCCUGGGCUGUGACCUGCCUCCCCAGGGUUCCAAAGCCCACAUCUUCUUCGAGGUGGCUGUGAAUGGGAGUGCCUUUGCGAAUUUCCAGCCAGAGACAGCCUCGUGGGUGGGACUUUCCGACACACCCUCCAAAGUGGCCUCCUACGUCCUCAAGGAGCUCAACACCCACAAUCGAACUCGGUAUGAACUGCGGGAGUUCCUGCAGGGCACCUGUGUGCAGUAUGUGCAAGAUCAUACCACGAAGAACUUAAAAGGGAGCCAGACAGGCCGUUCCUACACCUCGCUGGUCCUGGGCGUCUUGGUGGGCAGCUUCAUCAUCACCGGUGUGGCUGUGGGCAUCUUCCUGUGCACAGGUGGACGGCGGUGUUAAUUACUCUCCAGCUCCCCUCACGCCAAAGAAAGGGUUGGCUUGAUGGGGGCUGGCCUACGACAGUCUCAGCUCAUUGCAAAGCCAGCCUCCCCGGCUACACUAUCCAAGACAGUUUCGAGUAGAACACCUUUCUUCUCUCAGCUCAACCUACCAAGAGAUUGGAUGUCAGGGGAGACUACCUGGGCAGAAUGUUUAGUUUGCUAAGAGCCUGAGAACUUGCAUACUUUGCCAAAUUGGUUUGAGAAGUGAAUGCUUAUCUCUCCGUGGAAAACACAUAAUGAAGCUGGGGCACAAUGUGGAUGGCUCAGCCUCCAGAAUCACCUGAGGCAUUCAAAACACUACUGAAUAAAACUAACUAUCCAUAAUCACCACCACCCAAAAAACCCAGCAACAUAAAUCCUGCCGGAUGUUGUCACACUUGGGAAAGGACACUGAUAUCAUAGGCAUAAGCAGAGAAGUGGUGGCAAAGUAAAAUCCAAGUUAUAUGGGAACGAGGCAUUAUUAGUCAAUUAACUUAUGAUAAUAUUUAAUAAAUUCCUUACUCAUGUAUAAAGCAUUAUUAUUGUCAUUACUUUGUAAAAGCUUAUGGGGAACUAGCCUAUACCUUUUGCUUUUUUUUUUUUUAACAUUUUGCCUUUACUUCCUCAUCUCCUACUCAACCCUUCAACCCACCACAGUCUGGCUUUUCUAUAAACUGCUCCAAGAGAGCUCUCCUGUCCAAACCCUCAUCUGUGGUUUUUAAAAAAACAAGACCUAAACUUUUGAAAUACAGUUCUUCUAAAAAUGUUAACUGCUCUGUCCAUUAUUUUUUAAUUCUUUUGACUAUGUCAUUUUAUUUAACCCACCCUAGAAAUGUUGACUUCCUUAGAAUUCUUUUUUUCCUUCUUCUUCACUUUUUCUUCUUAAAUAACACCUUUCCUGGGUAACCUAUUUGCUUCUAUCUUAAAUAAAUUCCACCUUGUCCUCUGUAUCUUCACAUCAUUUGUUCAAGCCCUGGGUAGGAAUGUCCAAAUAAGCAAGCUGAAAUCAUGUUCCCUUUUUGCCUGUGCCGAAAGGUGGAAAAAAGGAAGCUUUGGGUACCUUUGGCUACCCUUGUGGGAUGUGACAAGUAUCUUCCAUUAAGACUCACAGAAAAGAAGAGUUUCCAUUGCUGGGCAACCAAAACACCAAACAAACAAAUGCUCACUACAGCUAUCACUAUCAAUUAAUUUACCCUUUCAGUAAAUGUUUAUCAGCAACUUCCAUGGACAAGGCUUAAUGCUAUUUACUUUAGAAGAUAUACCAUCCUUCUCACGGGGUAUGCUGAUUACUUGGGAAGAUAAAACAUCUACAAACAUGAACAAUAAAAGGCACCGUGUCCUAAGAAUGGAAGUUAAAUAUACGAUGUUGUGACUUACUGUUGUAGCUAUUAUUUAGUUAUUGCUUUAUGGUUUUUGGAAUUAUUUAACUUGAAUGAUACUACU